Messenger RNA from Trichomonas vaginalis G3, 570 nucleotides. RefSeq lists its product as uncharacterized. Bases 1 to 570 code for a protein of 189 amino acids. The transcript has a single exon. The record is from RefSeq and is a predicted model, not a curated record. Lineage: Eukaryota; Parabasalia; Trichomonadida; Trichomonadidae.
AUGAGAAUAUACGUGACACAACCAAAACAAUCUCGCAUUGCUAUAGAAGCCGAUCCCAGCAUUUCAUUAGACUCACUUAAAGAAAUUCUUAUUAAAGACCAUAAGUAUAUGGACGGAACUUAUGUUUUUAUCCAAAAUGGAAAAAUUUUUCCUUUUACAACUCAUUUAGACGCUUUUAAAGAGGAUUCUAUAAUUUUCAUAUAUAUCAAAGAUCCAUUCCCACCAGGCGAAAAGAGCGUUCCUUUGGAUGCUGAUUACUUUUAUUCUCAUCCAGAAGAAGUUCAACGACUUUUAGAGGUUUUUGAAGCCAGAAAUAUUGAAUCAGUUAUCUUAACAGCAGAAUCCCGCAAUAUCUCACUUCAGAACAUCCAAUUGAUUGGUUUAUAUCCAAGAAUUGGGCAGACAAUAACUUCGGAUUACGAUGCAAAUUUGAUGCAGCUCUCUGAUAAACAACGCCAGGACUUUCAAAGAGUUUUGCAGUUUACAAGAGACACUGUUGAUAGAGAUGUUGCAUUACAAACAUUUAUUGCAUGCGACCACAAUCCUGAUUUAACUUUGAAUUGUCUAUAA